Messenger RNA from Trichosporon asahii var. asahii CBS 2479, 459 nucleotides. RefSeq lists its product as uncharacterized. The transcript has a single exon. The record is from RefSeq and is a predicted model, not a curated record. The coding region runs from base 1 to 459 and encodes 152 amino acids. Lineage: Eukaryota; Fungi; Basidiomycota; Tremellomycetes; Trichosporonales; Trichosporonaceae.
AUGCUUCCUGAGCUUCCGGCACGAUUGCAGUUCGCCCGUCUGCUGCUCGAGCACCAGCUGCACAUGGAGGCGCUCGACGUUCUUUCGACGGCGCGCGAGGAGGAUAGCCUCGAGGUCGAAGCGGCGUACCUUGAGGGCUGGGCGUGGUACCUUCGGGCAGAGGCGAUCCUCGAGAACCCGUCACUGCUGCAGAAGACUUCGGAGGACGAGGACGAGCCGUUGACUGCCGAGGAGUGCUUCUCGGAGAGCUUCCGGUGUCUCCUCGAGUGUGCCAAGUUGUUCACGGAACAGGAGUACCCCGACGAGGGCAUCGGAAGUCACGUGCAGGAGCUCAUCUCGAACCUGGAGGCGAAGGGCGUCAAGCCGGCCGUCGCGGAGGAGAAGCCGGAGGGCGAGGAAGGAGCGGAGGCCGAGGGUGACUGGGAGGAUGUGCAGGACGGCGACGUCAACAUGGGCUAA